Hyposmocoma kahamanoa is the source of this 2106-nucleotide messenger RNA. RefSeq names its product putative RNA-binding protein Luc7-like 1. Gene Ontology annotation, cellular component: U2-type prespliceosome; U1 snRNP. The transcript has 7 exons. The record is from RefSeq and is a predicted model, not a curated record. NCBI's taxonomy places the organism in Eukaryota, Metazoa, Arthropoda, Insecta, Lepidoptera, Cosmopterigidae. Gene Ontology annotation, biological process: mRNA splice site recognition. The coding region runs from base 177 to 1184 and encodes 335 amino acids. Gene Ontology annotation, molecular function: mRNA binding.
GCCAUAUUUGAUUCGCUGGCGGCAGGGGGUUUCUUUUUGGAGAAAGAGAAUUGUCGAGGUGUAAAUUUCGAUGGUGUUUCAUUAAUUUUGUGGUGGUAUUGUUGGAUUAUAUGUAAAAUAGAGAAGUAUCGGCUUUAAUUUGGAAAUUUCGUCAGAAUCUAAAGAAACAGUCCAGGAUGUCUGCUCACGAGCAAAUGAGGGCAAUGCUGGAUCAAUUGAUGGGCACAGGCCGAAAUGGUGAGAGUGACAGGCAUGGCGUUAAAUUCUAUGACGAUUCAGUCUGCAAAUCAUUCUUACUGCAAUGUUGUCCACAUGAAAUUUUAUCUUCUACGCGAAUGGACUUGGGUGAGUGUCCAAAAAUACAUGAUCUGGCUCUCCGUGCGGAUUUUGAGUUAGCAUCCAAAACCAAAGACUAUUUUUAUGACAUUGAUGCUACGGAACAUUUGGAGGCCUUUAUAGCGGAUUGCGAUCGUCGUACUGCAGCGGCCAAACAACGCCUUGCUGAAACUCAAGAGGAGCUCUCUGCUGAAGUGACCGAGAAGGCCAAUGCUGUCCAUGAACUUGCUGAGCAAAUUGGUCAGAAGCUGGCUCGGGCUGAGGCUCUUGGAGAAGAAGGAAUGGUUGAGGAGAGCAUGAAACUUAUGGGAGAGAUCGACGAAUUGCGCAAAAAGAAAGCAGUAGCAGAACAGGAAUACCGCAACUCUAUGCCUGCUUCUUCAUAUCAACAACAAAAAUUACGCGUUUGUGAAGUGUGCUCUGCAUACCUUGGAAUCCAUGACAAUGACAGGCGAUUGGCUGAUCAUUUUGGAGGAAAGUUACAUCUUGGAUUCAUAACGAUUCGGGAGAAGCUUGCUGAACUUAAGAAAACUGUAGACAAGCGUCGCGAAGAACGUGGGGCGAUCGAAAGAGAGCGUAGUAGUGGACGCCGCCAUUACGUCGGUGGACGCGAGCUCGACAGACGAGCGCGAAGACACAGGGAAACUGCAAGGGAACGAGAUCGCGAUCGCGGCGAGCGUGAGCGCGACCGCAAGAGCAAGGAUCGCGAUCGCGAGCGUGAUCGCGACCGGGAACGCAAGCGUAGUCGGUCACGAAGUAGGAGUAAGCGCGAGGGUUCUCGCGGUCGCGACCACUCGCGACGCAGUCGGUCGCAUCGCUCUACUUCGCGCGAACGUCGUCGCGAAUAGCUGUGCUAUUCCCAUACUUAUAAUGACAACGCCUUACUAUCAUCGUCACAUUGAAGUCGUGUUACAAUUAUAUUUGACUUUAGUGUUAGCGUAAUCACGUUCUCCACAAAACUUUACGCGAAACCUUGAAGUGCAACUUUCGAUAAUAAACUGUGUGUCGUUAAGUUUUGUGGAGUUUCGAGUUUGGUUUUAUAUUGCAGACGUUGGUAAGAGAACUACGGUAGAAGAAAUAAAACUGAACGUGAAUGAUAGGGAACUCUAUGAAAAACCAGUAGGAAUAUGCCGAAAUAACGAAGUAAUGUUUUCAUAAGGAUCUCUACUUGCUAUGUUAGGAUAUUACGGCAAGGUUCGCAGAAGUUUAUUUCUUGAUAUAAUUGCUAGAAGUAAGAUGAAAUAUGUUUUACGUCAAAGUGAUUCUACAGUAGCCAAGAAUGUUUAAGUCAAAUGUGACGAUAUACGAGUACGUUUUAGGAUAGUGAUAGAUAAACGAUGAUUUAUAAUUAGUUUUAGAAUGUUAGUUUAAUGGAAUUAGUCGAUAAAUCUCACAUGAGACGAGGAAUUUAAGAGUUGUUUGUUAGUUUUUAAUUUUCCUGAAAUGUAUAUUAUUUUAUUGCUGAUACUCGGGGACUAAAAGUUCUUUCUUAUGUGCGUACAUUUUGUGAAUACAAAAUUGAAUAGUUUCGCUCGCGCUAAAAUGUAUGUAAUGGUUAUUUCUAUUGGUCCCUGCUGAAUCGUUCGAAGGCGUGUUUUGCAUUGAUAAUGUCGACUUGUAAUGUUUUAAUGUGAUUUAGUCCUGCGCACAAACUAUUUUAGCAAUUAUUGUAUAGAGUGUGCUCAAUAAGUUAUCAUUUGAGAAAGGUAGCCGUCAUAAGAAGAUAAUGAAGUUGUGUAUGAGGACGAAAAUACCGAUGGAUAAACUAUG